AAACACUCGACAACAUUUCCCAUCCCUGGAAAUAAAAUGACUCGACAUGCUAGAAACUGUACGGCUGGCGCUUUUUAUACCUACCACGAAAAGAAAAAGGAUACUCAGAACUCCGGUUAUGGAACGCAGCACAGAAGAUUAGAGAAGUAUUCCAUUAAAGAUUUCGAUUGUUGCUCACUGACUUUACAGCCAUGUAAAAAUCCCGUCAUCACUAAAGACGGAUAUUUGUUCGACAAGGAGGCAAUUCUUGAAUAUAUUGUCUUUAAAAAAAACGAGUAUUACAAAAAGUUAAAAGAAUACGAACGACAGAAAAAUAAAAACAAGGAACAAAAUAUUCUGGAGGAAGCCAAAGCCUUUCAGAACAAGAUGAACUCCUUUUUGAUAUUUGAGAAGAGUAUUGUGAGCCGCUCUACUAAUGUCAUCAAAGAAAGUGAUGCGUUAACCCCAUCUAUUUCAAACAUGUUAAAUGGCAACGAGAUGGAAUUACCCAGCUUCUGGGUCCCAACGAAAACUCCGUCAAUAAAUAAACCCGAAAUAGAAAAACCAGACAAAACCAUAUAUUGUCCGAUUUCAAAAAAACCUCUUAAAGCCAAGGACUUAAUUGAUGUUAAGUUCACUCCAAUCAAAGAUCCAAACGUCAAGAAACCCAUGGUAGUGAAAGAGGACAGAUACAAGUGCGCCGUAACACACGAUGUAUUAACCAAUGCAGUGCCUUGUGCAGUUCUCAAACCAACUGGCGACGUUGUAACUCUCGAAUGUGUAGAAAGAAUUAUUAAAAAAGACUGGAUCCACCCCUUAACUGGCAUGAAAUUGAAAGAAAAAGAUAUCAUAAUUAUGCAGAGGGGAGGAACGGGCUAUGCUCAAACUAAUGAAAACCUGCAGGCGAGGGAAAGUAGGCCUGUGUUACAAGUUUAAAAUUUUUCAUUUCUAGUUCUUUGCCUCUUGUUUCACUUAAUUAAUAUUUUGUUUAAAACGGGCUUUAAUUUACAUUUUUGUGUGGGAUAUGUAAGCGGUGUUUAAAAUUCUCAUCAACUCAUGAAAUAUAGAUGAAACAUGUGUGAAAUUUCAUUUUAAUGAUAUUUUUUUAAUCAAAGUUAUAUGCUAACUCAUUAAUCACAGUCACUGAUUGAUCUUAAGCAAUCAUGUGUUAUUAUGUAUAGCUAUGUAAAUAUGCAGUCUGUUUGUCCUUUAAUGAACACUUUCAGGAUGA
Messenger RNA from Aethina tumida (small hive beetle), 1210 nucleotides. RefSeq names its product nitric oxide synthase-interacting protein homolog. Gene Ontology annotation, molecular function: ubiquitin protein ligase activity. The record is from RefSeq and is a predicted model, not a curated record. Lineage: Eukaryota; Metazoa; Arthropoda; Insecta; Coleoptera; Nitidulidae. The coding region runs from base 37 to 915 and encodes 292 amino acids. Gene Ontology annotation, cellular component: nucleus. The transcript has 5 exons.